Messenger RNA from Notolabrus celidotus (New Zealand spotty), 1769 nucleotides. RefSeq names its product tubulin tyrosine ligase-like family, member 9 (gene ttll9). Gene Ontology annotation, biological process: protein polyglutamylation; microtubule cytoskeleton organization. The coding region runs from base 119 to 1420 and encodes 433 amino acids. Gene Ontology annotation, molecular function: tubulin-glutamic acid ligase activity; tubulin binding. Gene Ontology annotation, cellular component: cilium. The record is from RefSeq and is a predicted model, not a curated record. The transcript is spliced from 14 exons. Lineage: Eukaryota; Metazoa; Chordata; Actinopteri; Labriformes; Labridae.
UGUCAUGACCACCACAGUUGUCAAACACCGCCGGGACUGGUUACUGCUUUGGUGUUGUUAAUAUCUUCAACAUCUCAACAGAGGCUUGUUUGGGUUUUUCUGUCAAAUUUGCGCCUAUAUGUCAAAAUACAAGACAUCUGGAUCCAAAAAUGACUCAACCAAAAAUGAGGAGCGAGAGGGAAGAAGCUGUGUGCGUUACCAAUGUGGCCUACUCAACACCAUACAAGAUGUCCUGCGCCAGAGACCAGGCUGGGUUGAGGUCAAAGAUGAUGGAGAAUGGGACUUCAACUGGUGUGAUGUGGGCUGGCUCAGGGAGAAUUUUGAUCACUCUUAUAUGGAGGAGCACGUAAGGAUAAACCACUUCCGUAACCAUUAUGAGCUGACUCGCAAAAACCUCAUGGUGAAAAACCUCAAGAGAUACCGGAAAAAUCUUGAAAGGGAUGUCGGCUGUAUGGAGGCGUCUACAUGUGAUUUUUUCCCAUGCACCUUUGCACUGCCCAGUGAAUAUCAUCUCUUUGUAGAAGAGUUCAAAAGAAGCCCAGGCAGCACCUGGAUCAUGAAGCCGGUGGCAAAAUCUCAAGGGAAGGGUAUUUUCCUGUUCAGGAAACUGAAAGAUAUAACAGAUUGGAAGAAGGAUGGCACUCGCUCAGAGGAACAGAAGGAUACAGCUCAAGUGGAAAGCUAUGUGGCACAAUGCUAUAUAGAAAACCCCUACCUAAUCAAUGGCAGGAAAUUUGAUCUAAGGGUCUACGUUCUUGUCACAUCGUAUGUCCCGCUGAAGGCCUGGCUGUAUCGAGAUGGUUUUGCCCGCUUCUCAAGCACUCGCUUCUCCCUCAGCACUAUUGAUGACAAGUAUAUGCACCUCACCAAUGUGGCUGUUCAGAAAACCGCACCAGACUAUGACCCUGAAAAGGGAUGCAAGUGGCAAAUGCAGCAACUCCGAAGAUAUCUGACUGCAAAACAUGGCAGAGAGACGGUUGAAACUCUGUUUAAAGAGAUGGAUAACAUCUUUGUUUGCAGUUUACAGAGUGUACAGAAGGUCAUCAUAAAUGACAAACACUGCUUUGAGCUCUACGGCUACGACAUCCUACUGGACCAGAACCUUAAGCCGUGGUUAAUUGAGGUGAAUGCCUCUCCGUCACACACACCAAGUAGUCAAGAGGAUUACGAAAUGAAGUGCCGGCUGCUGGAGGACACUUUGAAUGUUGUUGAUAUGGAGGGAAGGCUGACUGGCAGAGAGAAAAGGGUGGGUGGCUAUGAUCUCAUGUGGAAUGAUGGGCCUGUCUACAGAGAGGAUGUCAACAUGGAAACAUUUGGCAUUUCAUGUUUCACAGCCAACACCCACUUAGGGGGCGUGAAUGACAGAGAUAAGCAACUUCGCCGGCUCUUAAAGCCAUAUCCAGGACAGAGAAGGAUGUGAUGCAUCAUUUUUGUCUUACCAGUCCAGUACUUAGUGGAUGUUUGUUAGAAUACAGGGUCCAGUGAACACAAAUAACUGUUUGACAUGUGAUAUUUUAAAUUAUGUGAUCUGUGAUAAUCUGGUCCAAUCUCAUGAGCACCACCAUUGAAAAGUAAGUACUCCAAUCAAUGAAAACUAAAUGUCCAAAAACUAUAGGAAAACUUCUAAGAUUUUAAUUUCAGAGUAAGCGACUUUUAUCAUACUUUUGUUUUCUGAAUGAGCUUUUGCAGCAACAAGCAUGCAGUAUGUCUGAAACUGAUGUUAGUGGAUGUAAGUUUCUUUGUGUAUUAAAACAGGUUUUAUCCACGCA